Molecule: messenger RNA, 1677 nt
Organism: Silurus meridionalis
Lineage: Eukaryota; Metazoa; Chordata; Actinopteri; Siluriformes; Siluridae
Gene: rbm38
Product: RNA binding motif protein 38
Exons: 4
Coding region: 272-982 (236 amino acids)
Cellular component (GO): cytosol
Molecular function (GO): RNA binding
Source: RefSeq, a predicted model, not a curated record
GGGAACUUAGCACAGUUAAGUGCUUGUGGCGGUCGUGUACCAGGGAGCGCGCUCACUUACUACUACUACUACUACUGCGAUGGUUUAUAUUGCCUAGGAACUUUACGGACUAAAGAAUUCAAAUUCCUGGACAAUCGAGCCUUCUUGAAUAGACAAAUUUCAGAUUCGUGCUCUUUGGCUCUUUUUUUUAUAUGCAAAGAUAUUUGUUUAAACAACUGAACAGUUGUAAAACGCUGCUUUUAGAUUUCCGUUCCAGUUUAAAGAGUAUCCAAUGCUUUUACAUCCGUUUAUGAACAGCACACUCGAAGCUAUGCACCCAACGGGAAUCCAGAAAGACACUACUUUCACGAAGAUCUUUGUCGGGGGUUUACCCUACCACACGAACGAUGCGUCUUUGAGAAAAUUCUUCGAGGCGUACGGAGAGAUAGACGAGGCUGUGGUCAUAACGGACAGACAGACCGGGAAGUCAAGAGGCUACGGCUUCGUGACAAUGACGGACAGGUUAGCAGCAGAACGAGCCUGUAAAGACCCAAAUCCCAUCAUUGAUGGUCGUAAAGCCAAUGUCAAUCUGGCCUACCUCGGUGCCAAGCCACGCAGUCUUCAGACAGGUCUAUCGAUUGGUGUGCAGCCAAUUCAUCCAGCACUUUUACAAAGGCAGUAUGGGCUGACGCCGCAGUAUGUAUACCCACAAGCCUUUGUACAACCCAGCCUCGUGCUGCCUUCUCAAGUGGCCUCAUCGCUCACUCCAACGUAUGGGGACUACACUGCCGCUUAUUCUUAUGCCUCAGCAGCAUUUGAGCAUUACCCGUAUGCCUCAUCCCCAGGUUUCGUGGGAUAUGGAUAUACCAACAGUCACAUCGCUGGCCCAGCCUCCAGCACCAAUUCACUGCACCAGGCCCUGACCAAUGCCCCCACUGCUGCCACCCCUGCCUUCAUCCAGUACCCACCACAGCAGCACCUGCAACCUGAGCGCAUGCAGUGAGGGCCUGAUGAAGUGAGGUCUGGAGGGGAAAAAAACAUGAGGAUAAAAACUAUUGCACUGUCACAUCAGGAUUUGCUUCCGGCAGCUGAGUCAGGAGACAGUGAAACUGUGCAGUGGCUUUGAAAGAGCUUCCAGAAGCACUGAUGCUUUUUUAAAAUACUUCUUUGACAUUAUUACUGUCAUUACUAUUAUUCAUGCUAUUCAUAUCUUAUGCUUAAUUGUAUUAAUGUUUCUUUUUCAUGCUCACAUAUUAUUGUUUAGAUCAAUCAAAGUAAGGUGCCUCAUUGUAUAGAGAGGAAAACAAUGUUAAGGAAGACUUUACAGUCAGACACUGAACAUGAAGAGGAGUUCAGGUUUAAUGGGGGUAUUGCUGCUUACGGACACUGGGGAAAGCAUUUGAGAGAAUGGAAAGUCAAAAUGUAUGGUUCUAAACAGACCAGAACACGAAAUCAUAAAGGUGGGGAAAUGGAGAUUCAACAGAACACCUGUACAUGAGAAACCCAGGACACCAAGGAGAACUUCAAGCUACUGCUACUGCUUAAAAACACCCCCAGGACUACCUUUUUUUAUAUUGAAGAGGCCUUAAAACUAGAAUCUUUCUUUAGAUGUAAAUGACCAUUUUAGCAUUUGUAUAUAGGGUGAACUGUGAAUAAGCCAUCACCUGCUUCCAAACAAAAUAAACCCCAGUCUACAGA